AUGCUCAGAUCUUUUGCCGCCACCCGCGCGUUCUCCUCCACCGCCCGCAAAAACCUCGCCAAGGUGCAAUUGGUGGGCCGCAUCGGAAGCAUCCAUCACAAGGAAACCAAGGACAACCGCCCCUUCAUCACGUACUCCUUGGCUGUGGACAGGUUUGCCCCCAACGAGGCACAGGAGGGCUCCUCGAACGUGACCGACUGGUACAACGUGACCGUCUUUGACGACAGGCAGGUGGCUUUCUUCGAGGCCCACAUGCAGAAGGGUGCGCAGAUUUAUGCCGAGGCCGACAUCAAACAGAAGACCGUUCAAGACGAGGCCGGCGAGAAGCUGGUGUACACGACCAUGACGCAGACCCGCUACGAGGUGCUCCGCUUCCCCAAGAAGAAGGAGCCCGAGACCGAAGAGUGA
Messenger RNA from Metschnikowia bicuspidata var. bicuspidata NRRL YB-4993, 408 nucleotides. RefSeq names its product Rim1p (gene RIM1). The record is from RefSeq and is a predicted model, not a curated record. Gene Ontology annotation, biological process: DNA replication. NCBI's taxonomy places the organism in Eukaryota, Fungi, Ascomycota, Pichiomycetes, Serinales, Metschnikowiaceae. Bases 1 to 408 code for a protein of 135 amino acids. Gene Ontology annotation, molecular function: single-stranded DNA binding. The transcript has a single exon.